GUCUGUGUGGAGACUGAAGGAAAUGAGACAACCUUUUCCUCCCACGGACUCAGUCUCCUCUGGAGUGUGCAGGGCUCGGGGAGUCCCAAGACCGAGUUCACGCGUUCCCAGCUCAGCCCGACUGGGAGAGACGCCCCAAAUUGCUCUCUCUGGGGUGCACGGGUGCCGCAGUCACAGGGCACAGUCCCACCUGCGGCACCCCUCCCUGGGUGAUCUGACCCCCCUCCCCGACUCAGUCCCCGGAAGUGUGCGCCUGCGGUCCAAGAGAAGGUAAGCUGCUCCCCCGAAGCGCGCUCAGGGUGCAAGGACACCCCAGUUCUACUGAGCGGGAACUCUUCAGCGCUCUAGAAUCGGAAACCUCGGCUUUGUUCCGGAACCCCCGUCCAGGAGAAGAGAGGGAGGGGGCCACGCUGAUCCAGACGUGUCCAGGAGCUCUCCUCCCGAUGCCAUAUGAGGCUGCCCCUCAGCCCCAGCACGGAGCCCGUGGCCGCGGAGCCCUUGGAGAUGGCUUUGCUCAGCAGCAUCCUGGCAGCCUGUUCCUAUAUCUCAGAAAAUCCUGAGCGAGCCGCCCUGUACUUCGUCUCUGGCGUGUGCAUCGGUCUAUUCCUGACCUUGGCCGCCUUGGUGAUGAGGAUUUCCUGCCACACUGACUGCCGGCAGGGUCCCCGGAGGAGGUGCUUGCAGGACCAUGAGAGUAGCAGUGACAGCAGCGACAGCGAGGAUGGCAGCGAGGACACGGCCUCGGACCUGUCAGUUCGCAGACACCGCCGCUUUGAGAGGACUUUGAACAAGAACGUGUUCACCUCUGCAGAGGAGCUGGAGCGCGCACAGCGAUUGGAGGAGCGCGAGCGCAUCAUCAGGGAGAUCUGGAUGAACGGGCAGCCCGAGGUGCCUGGCACCAGGAGCCUUAACCGCUACUAUUAGGGCACAGUGUGGACCCCAGAACCUCUACAGGCCAUCAGGAAAGAGCGUGGGUUCUGCAGGCAGGGACGGUUUGUACAAGGGAAGCCAGCUCUGCUAAUGUGUCUGGAGAGAAGCACGUGGCCGGCCUGCUUUCCCAGGGGCACGGGGUUUGCUUUAGACUCUUACCUCUGGAGAGAUAAACAACCCAAGCAGGAGCACCUGCCUUUCCAGACACCAACGUGGGAACACCAACCCAACCUUCCCAGGUCUGGGAAUGUUGCUGAGACAUCCUCUCCAACCACCUGACAACCACGUGACAACCACGUGACAAGCUGAAAGGACGUAUGGUCCUUCCUAUUUUCUGAGGCGCCCAGAAGUUUGCUCAGACUUUCCUCUGUGUUUCCUUUACAAAAGGAAAAAAAAAUCUCAUGGCUGGAGAGCUGGGGAUAUCAGGGUGAACUUGACCCAGAAAAUGCAAUAGAAGUGAUUUGAUUGAGAUAGCAUGAUCUAUGCUAAUUAUUUAAAGCUAAUUUUUAAAAUGAAAAAAAAUCGUGGCAACCUCUGCAUUUUAACUGACACCUCAGGGAUUAAAAUCCUAUUGUUUAGUCUAGUUCCCACCUUGUUCAUGAAAAUGAAUAGAACUUACUGCAUUAUGGGAUGUAUUGGGGACUUAGGAUAACAUCAAUAACCUCAAAGGAUAAAGGGUUUUAUUUUUUAGUUGUUUAUAAGAUAUGUAUUGACAAGCGUAUCUGAAAAUGCUGCAUAAACACAAGCCGUGUGCCCUUCCAUUUCUAAAAGAAGAAAAGUCUCUCACGACUUCAGAGACUCUUGCUAUUUAAAUAAUAUUUUGUUUUGUUUUGUGUUUUUUUUUUUAAAGCAGUUUUGAUUUCCAAGAAAAGAAUGGGAACCAGAGGUGAGGAUGAAAGCCAAAAUUAAAAUGGCAUCGAAAAUAAACAUUCCAUGAAC
Microtus ochrogaster (prairie vole) is the source of this 1869-nucleotide messenger RNA. It is a transcript of the gene Eva1a, whose product is annotated as eva-1 homolog A, regulator of programmed cell death. The record is from RefSeq and is a predicted model, not a curated record. NCBI's taxonomy places the organism in Eukaryota, Metazoa, Chordata, Mammalia, Rodentia, Cricetidae. Bases 451 to 924 code for a protein of 157 amino acids. The transcript is spliced from 3 exons.